This is a messenger RNA of Alligator mississippiensis (American alligator), 2383 nucleotides long. It is a transcript of the gene RNH1, whose product is annotated as ribonuclease/angiogenin inhibitor 1. Bases 267 to 1637 code for a protein of 456 amino acids. The transcript has 10 exons. Lineage: Eukaryota; Metazoa; Chordata; Crocodylia; Alligatoridae. Gene Ontology annotation, molecular function: protein binding. The record is from RefSeq and is a predicted model, not a curated record.
CAAGAAUGGCUGCCUCAAGAUCACGAGUAUCUUUUCUGGCUCUGUUGUAAUAACUGUACAGGAUGCCUGUUGAACCCACCCACCAGUGAGAGGCCUUAGCUGGGUUAAUCUGACCACUGUCUGAUGCAAUCCAGCAUUGAAAUGUGGGAUCAGAGGCAGAAACCUUUCAACACAGGUCUUAUGUAAAGAGAACAAAUUACAGUUUUGACUAAGGGGCUCACAAAUCUAGCAGUGCAAGAAGGACUGGUCUGACAUCAACACUGAAAAUGGACCCUGAUAUCCAGUGUGAAGAGCUGACUGGAUCCAGAUGGACUGAACUUGUUUCUUCCAUGAAAAAUAGCAAAACCAUCAGGCUGGAUGACUGCAGUCUCUCCAGGAGCCAUUGUGAAGAUCUUUGCUCUGUGCUCAGUACUAACCAGUCUCUGAAAGAGUUGAAGCUGAGUAACAAUGAGCUCAAGGAUGAGGGUGUGGAAGUACUGUGUAAAGGACUGCUGACACCAAGCUGUAACUUGGAGUUGCUAUGGCUGCAGAACUGCAGCCUAACAGGUGCUUGCUGUGAGAGUCUCCGCUCUGUUCUCAGCAAGAAACCGUCUCUGACAGAACUGCACUUAGGUGACAACAAGCUAGAAACCGCAGGAGGAAAAGUGCUCUGCAAAGGGUUGCUGGAUUCUAACUGUAAGAUACGGAAUCUCACACUGAGCUAUUGUGAGCUCACAAAGGACAAUGCAGAGCUGCUUACAUCUGUUCUGCAUGCCAAGCCGACCCUGAAAGAGUUGAAUUUAAGUAACAAUGAAUUGGGAGAUGCUGCAAUAAAACAGCUGUGCCGGGGACUGAUGGAUUCAAACUGUAACUUAGAGUUACUACAUCUGGAAAACUGUGGUGUGACAGCUGAGAGCUGUGCAGAUCUGAGCAACGUUCUCCGUACAAAGCCAUCCCUGAUAGAUCUGGCUGUGGGAGACAACAAGUUUGGAGAUGCAGGCCUAGCUCUGCUGUGCCAAGGGCUACUGCAUCCUAACUGCAAAGUACAGAAGCUGUGGUUAUGGGAAUGUGAUCUCACAGCUGCUAGUUGUAAAGAUCUCUCCAAUCUCAUCAGGACAAAAGAGUCCCUCAUAGAAAUGAGUCUGAUAACAAAUAGUUUGGGAGAUGCAGGAAUGGAUCUGCUGUGCCAAGGACUGAAAGACCCAAAAUGCAAACUCCAGUCAUUAUGGCUAAGGGAGUGUGGCCUCACCAGUGCCUGUUGUGAAAGUAUUCGCUCCGUUCUCAGCGCAAACACGUCCUUGAAAGAGCUGCAGAUAGGUUCAAACAAGCUAGAAGAUGAAGGAGUGAAACUGAUUUGUGAGGGACUGCGGCAACCCAGCUGUAACAUAGAGUCUAUAUGGCUGGGGGACAGUGAUGCCACAGCUGGUUGUUGUGACAGUAUCGCUGCUGUCAUCAGUACCAAACAGUGCCUAAGAGAGAUUGACCUGAGCAACAACAUGCUGGAGGAUGCGGGUGUGAGAAAGCUAUAUGAAGCAGUGAAAAGCCCCAACUGCAAACUGAAGCAUCUAGUGUUGUAUGACAUCUACUGGAGUUCUGAAGUAGAUGAUGAACUGCAGGCCCUGGAGGAAUCCAAGCCUGGUUUGAAGAUAAUUUCCUGAGUCCAGAUGCGACCAUCUUCUGAAUGCUGUUCAGGCAGGCCCAACUUCGUCCACUUUGUUUAUGACGCUAACCAAUGAAUAACUUGUUGCAUAUGCUUUCACCAAAUAAAAAAAAAAUGUGUAGUUUCUGCAGAACAAGUUGUCCCUUAAGGGAAGUGGGGUACCUCCUGUGUACUCCGAGAUUUGACAUAUCCAGGGCUUGCUGGAGCUUCAGAGUUGUAUCAGAGCCUUUCCACCCCCCAACCCCAAAGCAAAGAACACUUGGGCAUCCACUGGAAGUUGGCCUUUACUCUCCAGCAGCAUUUUAAUUAUAAUCAUGAUUUCUGAUGUGUUAGUCUGACUUUCUAGAAGUUGCUCUUCCAUGUUGGUCCUGGCAAAAGCAGCCCUACGCAGUUUAGUAGAAAUAGUUGGUGCUGGGAAAAAACUAUCGGGGAAACAAAGCAAAAAUAUUUAAGCUCUAAAAUCAAAUGUUGCUAGGCCUUCUGUGGAACAGACCCAUCUUCCCCAAAGAAAGUGGCUAUGGUGAGAGUCUAUGAGCAACUUGGAUUUGAAUUGUAGGUCAUGUGAUCCACUCUUUUACUGAAACUUGCUUCCACAUGAAAGAAAUCUAUGCAGAUUGCCUUAAAAGGAGACCUGCUGGUGUGCAGUUCUGCUCAAACUGGAAAUAAAAUUAUUUUAUGCAUAAUUUGGUCUGUUUAGAAUAGCUCUAUCUACCUUUUUAUUCUAAUAAAGUUGUUUGCAAAGAA